Messenger RNA from Lycium ferocissimum, 1877 nucleotides. RefSeq names its product high affinity nitrate transporter 2.5. The transcript has 2 exons. The coding region runs from base 189 to 1718 and encodes 509 amino acids. NCBI's taxonomy places the organism in Eukaryota, Viridiplantae, Streptophyta, Magnoliopsida, Solanales, Solanaceae. The record is from RefSeq and is a predicted model, not a curated record. Gene Ontology annotation, biological process: nitrite transport; nitrate transmembrane transport. Gene Ontology annotation, cellular component: membrane. Gene Ontology annotation, molecular function: nitrite transmembrane transporter activity; nitrate transmembrane transporter activity.
UACCAAACACCCCCGUAGACUUUGGCACUAUACAUGCCAGAAAAGGGUCCUAGUGAUAGCGUACUUUGCAGCAUAAAGGAGCAAUCAACAACUGUGAGAUUGAAUCUAAAGAAAAGAAAGGAAAAAAAAGUAGUACCUUCUUACUCUUUUUGAAGUUUUAUUUUCUUUACAUUCUCACAUUUCCAACUAUGGAAAACAUGGAGUUGGAAUCUAAUGAUGGAACAAAAUCUGUACACAGAAAUUUUGGUAUGCCAGUUGACUCUGAACAUAAAGCCACUGAAUUCAGAGUGUACUCUAUUUCAGCUCCUCACAUGAGAGCAUUUCAUCUUUCUUGGAUUUCCUUCUUUUCUUGUUUCGUUUCCACAUUUGCUGCUCCACCCCUCCUCCCUAUAAUACGCGACAAUCUUGAUCUUACAGCUACUGACAUUGGAAAUGCAGGGAUUGCAGCAGUUUCGGGUGCAGUUUUCGCGAGAAUCGCAAUGGGAACAGCUUGUGACUUGUUUGGUCCAAGACUUGCUUCAUCUGCACUUAUUCUUUUAACUGCACCAGCUGUUUUCUUAACUGCAAUCGCCAACUCAGCGAUUUCAUUCCUUUUAGUUCGUUUCUUCACGGGGUUUUCGUUAGCCACUUUUGUUUCAACUCAAUUCUGGAUGAGCUCGAUGUUCUCUGCUAAGGUCGUUGGCACGGCUAAUGGUGUUGCUGGAGGCUGGGGAAAUCUUGGUGGUGGUGCUACACAGCUAAUUAUGCCUUUGGUUUUUUCGCUAAUACAUAGAAUUGGUGCUACGCAGUUUACUGCUUGGAGAAUUGCGUUUUUUAUACCUGCCCUGUUUCAGGCUUUAUCAGCUUAUGCUGUUUUCUUUUUAGGCCAAGAUAUGCCUGAUGGGAAUUACGCAAAACUACAUAAAUCUGGCGAAAAGCAUAAAGAUAAUAUGUCAGAUGUUUUAUAUCAUGCGGUUACGAAUUAUAGAGCGUGGAUCUUGGCAUUGACUUAUGGCUAUUGUUUUGGUGUUGAACUUACUGUAGACAACAUAAUUGCACAGUAUUUUUUUGACAGGUUCCAUGUGAAUCUUCACACUGCUGGGAUUAUUGCAGCUAGUUUUGGUUUAGCAAACUUAUUUUCCAGGCCUGGAGGAGGGAUGUUGUCUGAUAUCAUGGCGAAAAGGUUUGGUAUGAGGGGAAGGCUUUGGACACUAUGGAUUGUGCAGACUUUAGGAGGCUUGUUAUGUGUUCUUUUAGGGAAAGUAGAAUCUUUAAGCGGUUCUAUUGUUGUGAUGCUUGUGUUUUCUGUGUUUUGCCAAGCUGCCUGUGGACUUACUUUCGGGGUCGUUCCAUUUGUUUCAAGAAGAUCAUUGGGCAUAAUUUCGGGGAUGACAGGAGGAGGUGGAAACUUUGGAGCAGUACUGACUCAAGUAAUUUUCUUUAGAGGAACAAGAUAUUCGACAGAAACAGGGAUUACAUACAUGGGUAUCGUGAUUAUAUGUUGCACCCUCCCCAUUUUGUUUAUAUACUUCCCACAAUGGGGUGGAAUGUUUUAUGGCCCCUCAUCUAAAGGCUCGACAGAGGAAGAUUACUACAUGAAAGAGUGGAGUUUAAAUGAAAAAGAGAAUGGCUUUCACCAGGCAAGCAUGAAAUUUGCUGGUAACAGUAGAAGUGAAAGAGGUAAAAAAGUGGAAUCUGCACCAACACCUAUAGAUGGACCUCUAAAUAUAGUUGUUUGAUUUGAAGCAUGUUGUCACUCUAGUAUUGUAUUUUGUCACUCUUGUAUUAUAUUUAUUGUUCUUAAUUGCGCAAAUUUCUGUUUAAGCUUAGUUCCCCUAUGUAAAGAACUAUAGCUCCAUGUGUUGUUUUCUAUUACUUCAAGAGUUUGCAUAAAGUAA